Messenger RNA from Cimex lectularius (bed bug), 1770 nucleotides. RefSeq names its product protoporphyrinogen oxidase (gene Ppox). NCBI's taxonomy places the organism in Eukaryota, Metazoa, Arthropoda, Insecta, Hemiptera, Cimicidae. Gene Ontology annotation, cellular component: mitochondrial inner membrane. Gene Ontology annotation, biological process: heme biosynthetic process. Gene Ontology annotation, molecular function: protoporphyrinogen oxidase activity, oxygen as acceptor. The record is from RefSeq and is a predicted model, not a curated record. The coding region runs from base 224 to 1627 and encodes 467 amino acids. The transcript is spliced from 2 exons.
GACGGUUACCUUAUCGUGAGGUUACGGCGACUGUGAUAGUGUGAUAUUGCUAUUUGCUAUGAAAACGUGUAAAGUAAAUUGUGAUGACAAGUGAUGUGACAUUUUUCUGGAUUUGCAUUAUUUGCGUAAUCCUGAUUUCCUUUAAACUGUUUUUCUUUAUUAGAAAUAUGUACCACUUAGGGAGACCCUAUCUCAGAUGGUGAUUACAGAUUCUGUUUGAAAUAUGACAUUGAUAAUAGGAGGAGGUAUAAGUGGUCUGUCAGCGGCAUACUACCUUCUUAAACACUCCAAAAAGGCGGUUGUCACUGAAGCCGGGAAAGCGGUUGGAGGUUGGAUACAGAGCGUCAGAGAUGAAAAGACUGGACUUAUUUAUGAAAAAGGCCCGAGAACGUUGCGGAUAAAGGGCAACGUCGGUGCUAACACCCUUUCUCUCAUCGAGGAGAUCGGCUUGGGUGAGAAGGUUAGAGCGAUAACUGCAGACAGACCUUCGUCAAAGAACAAGUUGAUCUAUGUCAACGGCAGUCUACAUUAUUUGCCGACUGAGUUUUCUGCCUUCUUCAAAAAGGUAUCCCCAUUUUCCAAACCGCUCAUUACUGCCCUUUUGAGAGAUCUUUUUGUUAAAAAAGUGCCCAAAGAGGAUGAAAGCGUCCAUAGCUUUGUCGAGAGGAGAUUCGGCUCAGAAAUCGCCGAUUAUCUGACAAGCUCGAUGCUUUGUGGGAUUUGUGCCGGUAAUUCAAAAGAGAUCAGUGUCAAGUUUUUGAUGCCGUAUUUGUUUGAUUUAGAACAGAAAUACGGUUCAGUUGGAGUGGGUUUCAUUAAAGAAACGCUGAACAAAAAGCCAAAACCGAAAGUCGAAGAAUUCCCUGGUCAACUGGGUAAAAAAUCAAAAGAAGAAAAUUGGGUUAUUUUUGGCUUAGAGGGCGGGCUUAACACUUUUCCCAAAAAGUUAUCAGAAAAGGUUCUUGAAAAAGGAGGAGAUAUUUUGUUAGAUUCUGAAGUGACAAAGUUGACUCUGAACAAAAAUAGUGUAACAUAUGAAUUAAAUGGAAAAAUUGACGAAUGCGGUCAUGUGAUAAGCAGUUUGCCGACUACCAAGCUGGCGCCAUUGCUCCAACAUCAGCACCCUUGGCUCUCAGAACAGCUGUCGUCGAUUGAGUAUGUAAGCGUCGCAGUGGUGAACGUUGCUUACAAAGGGCAUGUCCUUAAAUACAACGCUUUCGGGUAUUUGAUCCCUCCUUCUCAGGAAUUACCGGUUCUCGGGGCUGUUUUUGACAGCUGUAAUCUGCCCCAGGGCGAUUGGACUGUUCUCACCCUCAUGAUGGGCGGCUACUGGUAUGACAAGUUUUUCGGAAAGGAAUCGUCUCCAGAGUUCUUUUUAGAAACAGCUUUGAAAUACAAUGAAAAGAUUCUUGAUAUCAAGGAGAAACCAGAGUCCUACCAUUGCCAACUGAUGAAAGAAGCCAUACCACAGUAUGUGAUUGGGCAUCAUGAAAAAGUCAAUAAGAUGUUAAAUUACGUUAGAGACAAAUGUUUACCUAUUUCACUAAUUGGGUCAGCUUUUAAAGGUAUCGGUGUUAAUGAUGUGAUCUUGUCAGCAAAAGCCGCUGUCGAUAAUAUAGUCAGAUAAAUAAGUUUUAUUUUAGAAGUUUUUGUUCUCAAAUUAAAUAGAGGUUUGCUAGUAUUUUGAGGUGGCUUGAUUCAAGUUUUACAUAAUACAUAAUAAAUUCAUUUAAUUCAAAAGUUUAAACACUGUUAAUAUCUUUAAAUUAU